AUGAGCCACGAUAAAAAGCUGAAUGAUAAGUCUAUAAGAAUAAGAUCAGGAACUCCACAAGGCCGAUCCUCUUUCCAAAGAUCACGGUCACCAAUGAUAGAACAAAACAUCUCAUUCGCUAUAAACCUGCAGUCAAAACUCGAUUUACAGAAUAAUCCGAAAGAUUUAGAACGGACACUUUUCCACAACUCCUUACCCAAAUCGCACUCACAAUCUAAGCUUAUAUUUAACUCUUUAUCAAAUUCCAAAAGCCCUGAAAGCUUUUUCACAACAACAAUAUCAGAAAUCGAACAAAUGAGCUCCGACUGUACGACUCCUUCGACUAAAUCCACAAUUGAAAAAAAUUUGGACAUUUAUGCACUGGAAUCGAAAAUUAAUUACCAAAUGCAAAAAUUAGGCGAAGAAUGUGUAAUCAGCUUAGAUAAGUUCAAAAUUUAUAAUAAAAUGUGGGAAGAGCUGAUCACAAUUGAAAACCCAUAUUCAAAAGUUCUGAGACAGAUAAAAAAUGGAUAUGAUGAAUGGAUUAAUUUUUUAGAUAAAGAAAUGAAAGCUAAAAGCCAGAAAAUCGAGAUAAUAAAUGGAAAAUUAAAAGAAGCAACUCAUACUUUGAAGCUUCUAAAGAAAAGAUUCAAAAAGCUCGCAGUUGAAAACAUGGAAUUAAAUUCAAAUUUAAGUGACAAAAAUAAGGAGAACUGCUAUUUUCAAGAAAAAAUUGAAUCCUUGAAACUUCAGCUGAAAAAUGAGAAGCUAAAUGGCAAAGAAUCUCUGAAAAGCUUGCGAAAUGACAAUCACACGCUAAAAGAUCUACUAAAGGAAUCAAAUGAUUAUGCAAAAGAGUUGAAAGGGAGAUUGAAACUAUUCAGAGAACUAGUCAAUGCGGUAAAAUCAAAUGGAUACCCCGUUGAAGAUAUUUAUAAUCAAAUCAUGAAAAGCAAAGCACACAAACAAGAAAACUCGAUUGACUUGAAAAUAUCAUUCAGUAACCAAUCGUUUUUGAAUCAGCUCCCAAAUAAUGAAGCAGAUCAUUUGAGCACAGUUGAUUUUAUUUAUUCCCCGAGUGUGGAUUGUAGCGAUGUAGGGGAAAUUUUUACUUAUAAGGAAUUUAAUGAAGAUUCAGUAUUCAAUGCUCUUUCAGAGAUAAGAGACGUAUAA
Blepharisma stoltei is the source of this 1152-nucleotide messenger RNA. NCBI's taxonomy places the organism in Eukaryota, Ciliophora, Heterotrichea, Heterotrichida, Blepharismidae. The record is from the annotation of a GenBank genome assembly.